Molecule: messenger RNA, 726 nt
Organism: Zychaea mexicana
Lineage: Eukaryota; Fungi; Mucoromycota; Mucoromycetes; Mucorales; Lichtheimiaceae
Product: 30S ribosomal protein S8
Exons: 1
Coding region: 46-507 (153 amino acids)
Biological process (GO): translation
Cellular component (GO): mitochondrion; ribosome
Molecular function (GO): structural constituent of ribosome
Source: RefSeq, a predicted model, not a curated record
CCCUUUCUCUCGCUCACUGACCGUCCGUUCGUCCAUUAUACACCAAUGCCUCGCGUUUACGAUCUCUGUGCACGUAUUCAAAAUGGCUUCCGAUCACGACUUCAGACGAUCGCCAUUCCCGAAACCAAAAUGAAUCUCGCUAUUUGCAACAUAUUAUACCGUGAAGGUUUCUUGUCGUCUGUCACGCGAGGCAACCACGUUGGACCCGAUGCCGAGUAUACCCCUACCACCAACGAAAAUGUUGCCACCCGCCGUCUGUGGCUCUCAUUGAAGUACAAGGACAACUCGCCCACGUUGAGCCACCUCUCUGUCAUUAGCAAGCCUUCCAAGAAGGUCACAUUCACCGUCAAUGAACUGAAGAGCGUUGCUAGUGGACGACGAGCUCAAUUCAUCAAGCCUUUGCAGGCUGGCGAGAUCGCUGUUGUAAACACCAACCGUGGCGUGCUGGAAUUGCAAGAGGCCAUCAAGAAGAAUGUCGGUGGUGAAGUGUUGUGCCGAGCAUCGUAAAUGACAAAAAAAAAAGUACUUAUACAUAGUUUGCAUCCCACAUAAUUUUUUCUGUCUUUCCACAAAAGCACAUACUUCUCCUCCGCACGUUCUCCAUCCUUCCCCUCCCAGUAUCUUUUUCCGUCCCACUAGUCCUUUUCAUCCAAGUCCAAAAGACUGCCUUUCCUUGUGUUGUAUAAAUUUUGUUUUCUUUAGGAAUAAAAAUAAAAAUAAAAAGCA